Parnassius apollo (apollo) is the source of this 933-nucleotide messenger RNA. The record is from the annotation of a GenBank genome assembly. Lineage: Eukaryota; Metazoa; Arthropoda; Insecta; Lepidoptera; Papilionidae.
AUGGAGGAAGACUAUGACAACAUAACACAAAGAAAUAAAACCAGAUUAUACAAUCAAAUGAGUGAUGAAUCCUUCCUCGAUAACACAUAUCAAAGCCUGCCCUGUAUUGGUACAUUAGAUUCUACGGAAGUUGAACAUUUAAAAUCUACUAUAGAAAAAUUGACUCAGGAGUUAAUAACGGCAAACAAUGAGAUUGAUAACUUAAAUCUUGAAAAUAAUUCGUUAAAAAAAAAGUUGCAGAACUAUGAAAAUAAAUUACAAUUCUACAAAACUAUUGGGAUAGAAGGCCUUAGAAGAAAUUCAACUGGUUUAGCAAAAAGAUUUUACUCACCACAAUAUAGAAAAAUAAACUCAGUAUAUAAAUCUUUAGGAGGUUUAGCUUCUCCCCAGUUGAUUAAAUCCGCAAAACCUAUUAAGUUGCAGCUUAAUAGUACUUUCUCGAAAAGUUUCGAUAACCUUCAAAGCUGUUACAAACCGAUUGAAGGGAUGGCAUCUAUCUCAAAUACACAAAACAGCACACCGAUUAAGAACACUGCUUCGGGUAUAAAUGAUACACCUUGCGUGAGGUCACGUGGCGCUAUAGCAAGUUCGCUCAACGGAACUCGAACUUCACACACUCAACAAAACAUCAAACAUCGAGUCAUGAUAUUGUCAGAUCAAGCAGGUCGCGGUUUGAGAAGCAAAUUACAAAGUUUACUAGGGAAUGAUUAUCAUGUUACAUGUUUUUUAAAGCCGAAUGCAAAGUUGAAUGAAUUAUUAAAUUCAUGUAAUACUCUCUGCAUGGACUUUACUAAGGAGGAUUAUGUGAUUAUACUUGGUGGUUCAAAUGAUAAUGAUCUAAUGGAAUUGCAAUCAUUUUUGUAUUAUACGUUACACCAAAUUAAAUGUACAAAUGUUGUUGUAUGUGAAAUUCAAAAAAAAAUAUUAUUUUAA